AUGGCUGGAUAUCCUCUACUUCUGCCAAUUUUGUUUACAGCCUAUCAACGACGGCUACUGCAUGAGGAGGGAAAGCGUAUAUGGGAGAGACUUCUAGAGGUUGAAACAAUGAGUGGCCAGACUGGGGUGCCAGUCAUGCAUGCCAAGUUACUACAUGCUCUACCAACAAGUAGAAACUUCGACAGAAUGACUAAAGGCGUACUCGAAGUCGUCCAGCUAGCUGCCGCCUGGGUGAACUAUACGGAAGUUCUCCUUUCAGCAAUAGAGGCCAUUCAAGAGAGCAUGCGGCACAUCAAUACCACAACUCCGCAUGCACGAUUGGACUAUGUAGAAAAAGCUGAAUCGGUUAUGGUAGAAUACCUGGAAUUUAUCUCUCAAAGAUGCAAAGUCAUGCUCUCGGAGCUCCAGUAUUAUUAUAAGCGAGGACAAGCACAGAUGACUGCUCUCUAUAAUUAUAUCGCCAAAAGUGAUGCCCAAUCUACCUUAGAUAUCUCCACAAGUUCUCGCCAGAUCGCCGCAGCCUCGAGGCGUGAUAGUUCGGCAAUGAAAGGCAUAGCGCUUCUGACCAUGUUUUUCUUACCCGGUACUUAUGCUGCAACUUUCCUAGCCAUGCCGCUGUUUGAUUUCAGCAACCCCUCCGGAGCCCCGACAGUAAAGUCUGGUUUCUGGAUCUACUGGGCGAUAACGAUUCCCCUUACAACUAUCGUCCUUGUGGCCUAUCUUACAUAUCUUGUGCGGAUCCAACGUAGAGAUCGGCUUGAGGAUCACAAGAUCGUACGCCGCUUGAAUGAAGAUGAAAAGGGCCGAUCAACACAUGCUGUACAUUCUGCGGAUGCAAUCAGGAUGAGAUCUCGUGGUAAAGGCGCAGUGCAGCAGCUCGACGAUGCCGUUGGCCGCAGAAGUCGUAGGCACUGGAAACCUCGAUCCCUAACUCAAAUCUCGAUCGAUGGGCGAGGCGUGCGGGAGACGAGGUUCACAUAG
Letharia lupina is the source of this 981-nucleotide messenger RNA. RefSeq lists its product as uncharacterized. The coding region runs from base 1 to 981 and encodes 326 amino acids. The record is from RefSeq and is a predicted model, not a curated record. NCBI's taxonomy places the organism in Eukaryota, Fungi, Ascomycota, Lecanoromycetes, Lecanorales, Parmeliaceae. The transcript is spliced from 4 exons.